Molecule: messenger RNA, 2988 nt
Organism: Notechis scutatus (mainland tiger snake)
Lineage: Eukaryota; Metazoa; Chordata; Lepidosauria; Squamata; Elapidae
Gene: SESN3
Product: sestrin 3
Biological process (GO): negative regulation of TORC1 signaling; regulation of response to reactive oxygen species; cellular response to leucine starvation
Cellular component (GO): nucleus
Molecular function (GO): L-leucine binding; oxidoreductase activity, acting on peroxide as acceptor
Source: RefSeq, a predicted model, not a curated record
GCGGCGGCCGGAGGCGUUUCUGCUGGGGCUGCAGUCGCCGCCGCUGGGCUCCGAAACCAGCCGGACCCUAAGCCUUCCACCGCUUCCCUGCUCUGCCCCCGCUCGCCGGCUGCACCAUGAACAGAAGCAGCGGCGCUACGUCUUGCACUCCAACGGUCCCCGGCGACGGCCACAGCAGCGGGCACGGGCGCAGCGAGUGCCGUCGGGUCUGUAGCAACUGCCGGAAAGUCCUGAGGCAGGAAAAGAAAAUCAGAGUAUCUCUGCCUUUAACAAGAGGACCAAGUGCCUUUAUACCAGAGAAGGAUGUUAUGCAAGCCAAUAGUUUGAAUGAACGUAUGCAUCUGCUUGUGGAAGAAUAUUCUACAUCCGGUCGCCUAGACAACGUCACUCAGGUCAUGAGUUUACACAUUCAGUACCUGGAGUCUUUCCUCCGCAGUCAAUUUUAUAUGUUGCGUGUGGAUGGUCCUCUUCCUUUGCCUUACCGGCACUACAUAGCAAUCAUGGCUGCUGCCAGGCACCAAUGUUCCUAUCUAAUAAAUAUACACGUGGAAGAGUUCCUGAAGACUGGAGGGAUACAAGAAUGGCUGAACGGCUUAGAAUACAUUCCUCAAAGGCUGAAAAAUCUGAACGAAAUCAACAAGUUGCUUGCACACCGACCUUGGCUGGUUUCCAAAGAGCACAUUCAGAAACUUGUGAAGACAGGGGAAAAUAAUUGGUCUCUUCCUGAACUGGUGCAUGCUGUGGUCCUUUUGGCACAUUAUCACUCCCUGGCAAGUUUUGUUUUUGGCAGUGGCAUCAAUCCAGAGAGAGAUUUUGGGACCUCCAACGGCUACCGACUCAUAUCAGUUAACCACUUCUGUGUCUGUGAUCUCGCCAAUGACAACAACAUUGAAAAUGCAUCCCUCAAAAGUAACAGCUUUGGGCUCUCCGAUUCAUUAUGUGAGCUGGAGGCCUUGAUGGACAGAAUGAAGAGGCUACAAGAAGAGGACGAGACUUCCCCAGAAGAAAUGGAUACACGCUUUGAGAAAGAAAAAUCAGAGAGCCUACUAGUUGUUACUGAAGCAUUUGAUGAAGAAUUAAUUUGUGAUGUUUCCUGCUAUGUUGAAGACCCUGGGUUUGGUUACAAAGAUUUUGCAAGACGCGGGGAAGAUCAUCUUCCAACAUUUCGAGCCCAGGACUACACUUGGGAAAACCACGGAUUCUCCCUUGUGAACAGACUCUAUUCUGAUAUUGGGCAUCUCCUGGAUGAGAAAUUUCGGAUGGUCUACAACCUCACCUACAAUACCAUGGCCAGCCAUGAAGACGUGGACACCACCAUGUUAAGAAGAGCAUUAUUUAAUUAUGUUCACUGUAUGUUUGGAAUCAGAUAUGAUGACUAUGAUUAUGGCGAAGUUAAUCAACUACUUGAACGGAACCUGAAGAUUUACAUUAAGACAGUGACCUGCUACCCAGAGAGAACUACCAAGCGCAUGUACGACAGCUACUGGCGCCAGUUCAAGCACUCAGAAAAGGUCCACGUGAAUCUUCUUCUGAUGGAGGCUCGCAUGCAGGCUGAGCUGCUCUACGCCUUUCGUGCCAUCACCCGUCACUUGACCUGACGGGCCCAACGCGGCCGUCGGAGCCAAGCUUCCAAAUAAGACGAGCAGUAAAAGGCUCCCCUUCUUGGGCGGGCGUCAGGCCUAUUGGAUUCCGUAGUGUUGAAAGCUGAAGCUGUGUGUCUGGCAGCUGUUUACCGUGCAAUGACCCCUCGCUCUUCUCUCUGUCCGCCUCUCUCUUUCUUGAUGCUUAACUUUACUAGCGAUCGCAAACAUAUAACACUGUGGAACGCGUCUCCUGAAGCGGUUUCCUGUUGGAAAUAUUGCUCGCAACCCCCCUCUAAGCUGGUUUGCUAUCUCUGUGUUUUGUUUUGUUUGGUUUUUCCUUGCACUCAGAAUUAAAAACGUCUGUUUUGAGGUUCCACCUAUCGCACCCGAUCUCUCCUAUAGACGGCGUCGUACACAGGGUUUGUCCGUCUCUUCUCCCCUCUUUUCUUUUAGCUCUUUCUGGAAUAUUAACAGUCCCUUUCCCUUGGUGUACGCUAUGUUUUUAAGCUGAAUCGCUCAGUUAGCUUGUUAUUGCAUAACUCCAAGAAAUGUUUAAUUCUUCGGCGGUAGUUUGGAGGUCGUGUGGAAUGAACGCAACUAUUGUGUUUGCCUUUUUCUUUUUUCUUUCUGAAGAAAAAAAAAUGUGAAAGCAACUGCUGCAAACCCCCGCAGCGUGCUACUGACAACACAGCAUUGGAAGACAAUUUCCUGAAGUGCAGUGGUUCUUCCCCCUUAUCCAUUUCAACUGUACAGGUUGAGGGACGGCCUGCCCUCUUUGGCCCUGUGAUUGUGUCGCUUCUCCCAGUGCGUGGAGGUUCUUGGCAACCCAGUUUUAACUUGGCAUGUGGGGAUUUUUUCUUCUUUUUUUUAACCAAGUCACUUUGUAACUUUUAACUGGUGCGUGAAUCAGGAAGCAGUGCACCGUGUGCAUGUUCAACACACACCUGCCUGAUCAAAAGGGAGAAAAUGACCUACACAAGUUAAGUCGGUUUGGUCCAAAUAGGAAAGUUUGGGGUUUGUGUUAACUCCCUAUCACCAGAGAGUUGAGGCCAGCCCUGUUCCUUCUCCUCUUCAGUUUCCCCAACCCUGUGCCCCUUCGCAUAGAUUCUUUCACGGAUCUGUAGUGGCGUCCCUAAGAGUUUUAUGUUACGCUGCCUUCCAUUGGGUGAAAGAUCGUUGUUCUGUCUUGCCCAUUACUGUGAGUUCUGGUGGGCAGUUGCUCCACCAGAAUCUCAGGUAGGGCUGCGUUAAAAUUCCCUCAUACAGUAGCUUGAGAUCCUUUCUCUUGAGACGCCACCCACCCCUUCCACAAGCAGAGAAAGUGCUUUCGUGAAGUUACACCUUUCUUCCAUUCCUGUUUUCUUUUCUUUCUUUCUUUUUAAUAUAUAUAUAUAUAUAGAAGAGU